CCUAUAAAAUAUCAUCCACAGAACUCUCCCUCUCAGUUGCGGAGAAAGACAGAGAGAGGGUUUUGUAUAGUUCUAAAACCCUCUCUUUCUCACAAUUUCUCUCUUUGAUCAUGCUUCUCAGAAGUGCGUCCACUCCAAUUCUCAAUUCAUGGAAACCCCAGUUGAAAGAAACUUCGCCGGAGGCUGAAAUUGUCCUCCAAUUCCCUAAAUCGCGACCCGUCUCACUCUGUGCUUCUUCGAAAUCAUCGCCGCCGCAUCCGAUGAUCGGUGGUUCGGGAAAUCACAAGAUGAUGCGGAUUCGUUCAGAAUCCGAUCUGAGUAACCUUCCGGUGGAGAAGAAUACUCCGUCGAUGGAAUUGCUUCGGCGGUUUCACGAAAUUGAGGAGAGGGAAGAAGCUGUGGAGAGUACGAGAAUGGCGUUUUUGGAUGGGGGAUUGUGCUGUAGUGUGGACGAAGGCGGAGUGGGCGGUGUUGGUUGUGGUGGCGGUGGUUCGGAUGGUGGAGGUGAUGGUUGCUCUGGUUCUUGGGAUUCAAAUCAUGAGAACGACAGGACCGAUUUGUAUUAUCAGAAAAUGAUAGAGGCGAACCCUGAGAAUUCGUUAUUACUAAGCAAUUAUGCUCUGUUCUUGAAGGAGGUUUGUGGAGACCUGAUAAAAGCUGAGGAGUAUUGUGGAAAAGCAAUCUUGGCAAAUCCGAACGAUGGAGAUGUGUUAUCCAUGUAUGCCGAUUUGAUAUGGGAGAAUCAUAAGGAUGCCUCCCGAGCAGAGAGUUACUAUGAUCAAGCUACCAAAGCUUCCCCUGAUAAUUGUUACGUUUUAGCAUCCUAUGCACGGUUCCUUUGGGAUGCCGAAGAAGAGGAAGAUGAGGACAAUGAAGAAGUAGAAGAUAGAGUAGACAGCUUUGGCAAGCCAAGUUCACCUCCUUUUGUUUUUGGAGUUCAGCCUCAACUCCUUCCUUUAGCUGCUGCUUCUUAGUCUCUCUCAUCUACAGUACAUAGAUCUUAUUACUUAGUUUUUGUUUGGCCAUGAAAGCAUGAUUAGUUAGUUUGUUUACAGAAAGCUCUAAUGAUUUUCUUUUUCCCUCACCAUCUGGAUCCUCAAAAUUCACUUUGUAUAGACAGAUGAAAGAAAUUUCUAUUUGGAGGUGUAUCCCAAUUUGCAACGAA
Momordica charantia (bitter melon) is the source of this 1165-nucleotide messenger RNA. RefSeq lists its product as uncharacterized. Gene Ontology annotation, molecular function: protein binding. The record is from RefSeq and is a predicted model, not a curated record. Lineage: Eukaryota; Viridiplantae; Streptophyta; Magnoliopsida; Cucurbitales; Cucurbitaceae.